GUUAACCGUGCAGCAGAGGGGGACGUCAGCAGCAUCGCGCUCACUCGGGGAAGAAAAAGAAAAACAAGAAUACAGAGGGAAAAGCAGGAGAAAGUUUUUUUUUUUUCGUUCUUCCAGAAGUUUUUCUUAUGAGCACCGGGAACUUCCCGUCUGGCGCGCGCCGAGGAGCCCGUGCGCGAUGUGACCGGAGCGAUGCGGUGUAGGACCGAUGGACGCACGCGCUCCAGGAUCGAACAUGGCGGCGUCUGGGUCUCCGAGCUCGCGCUCUGCGCCGCGCUGCUGCUCGCGGCGCUCUGCGCGCUCGUGGCGGCGGAGGAAGGCCGCGCGUGCGCGUCGUGUCCCGGGAACUGCUCGUGCGUGGCGCUGGCGGAGCAGGGGGCGCAGUGCGCGGUGAACUGCUCGGGCCGCGCGCUGGAGUGGAGCCCCGCCGCCGCAGAGCUGCCCCCCGACACAGUCAUACUCGAUCUGUCCAAAAACCACCUGUCCUCCGUGGACCCAAGUCUGUUUGAUCAUCUCACCGGCAUCAAGGAGCUGUAUCUUCAAAAUAACCACAUUACAGAACUUCCUCCCAAAGUUUUUGGCUGUGGCUCAUUAGCUGUGCUGGACGUGAGCGGCAACCCGUUCGUGUGUGCCUGUAAACUGGUCCAUCUGGUCAGCAGGCUGCAGACGAAGGGCGUCACGCUGAGGAGAGCCAAUCACAUGCUCUGUGACCGCCCACCCAAACUCAAAGACCAACCGCUGCUCAACGUCAGCUCCGAGGACUGUGAGCUGUACUACGCAGGCUGCCUGCAGGACGAGGCUCGACCCGGCGGCUCCGAGUUGGUCAUUUUCACCUCUUCGGUGAUGGGGAAUUUCUCGAGGGAGGAAUGUAACUCCAGAUGUUUCUUUGAUAAGCAGCUGUACGGAGGGCUGGGCUCACGCAGAGAGUGUUUGUGCAGCACUAACUCUGAGCCCAACUACAUCAGCGAGGCCCGGUGCUCCGCAGCAUGCUCCAACUCCACUGUCAUGAGAGACUGCGGCCUCACCGUCGCCCAGGAUGUCUUCCAGGUGGACUUCUCUGUGCACGUCUCAGCCAAGCGCUCCAGCGUCCACUCUGAGGCCGCGUUGUCUGUCUCGUCCUCUGUCCUCCCUGUGUCUCUGAGCUGGGACUUCGGGGAUGCAUCUUCGCUCCUGAACACCAACGUUACCAUGGCGCAGCACAAAUAUGGCCUGCCGGGUCACUACAGGGUAAAUGUAGUCGCCAUGACGACACACCGAGACAAGAGUGGUGUGGCAGAGGUACAUGUGGAACUGCCUCCAAGGCUGGAGCUCCACUGCCCCUCAAUGCUGCUGGCCAAUCAGAGCCUGGAGGAGGCGGUGACUCUGGUGAACUGGGGUGGAGUGGGCGUGGCCGUGAACUGGAGAAUCAAGAAAGAGGGCAUGGAAGUGGCACGAGCGGAGCCGGUGUGUGGGUCAGACGGCGUGCACCAUGAGAACUCCUCCCAGUGUUUCGAGCUGGUGCCAGGCGAGUUUAGCUGGUCCGAGGGUCGACGUCAGUGCGUGGCUCGUGGUGGUGAGCUGGCCAUUGCUCGAUGUGACGCCGUACGCAGCCUCAUCGCUCAGCGCAUCACACAGGAGCGUGGUGUGUGGUUGGGCCUCAGUGACGUAGACUCUCCCGGUUCCCUGCACUGGGUGGACGGAUCCUCUGCUCUGCCAGGCGAGGACGGAGUGAGAGAUCGGGCCAUGCUGGUGGACGGAAAUGUGUGUGUGUCUCUGGGCAGCAGUGGACAAACCAGCUCACACCCCUGCAGCGCCAAACGUGCCUACGUGUGCCAGUUCAAACCCCAAGUGCGUGUGUCUGAUGCAGGAGUGUAUCGCGUGGGCAUGCCUGUCUUCAACAGCCAGAGACAUGUCAUCAGUCCAGACGUCUCAUCUUCAGCUAGAACAGAAACUCUGGCCAGCAGUGUGGAGCUGCUCCUGUUUCCAUAUCUAAGCUUUACUCAUAGUGGCCGUCUCUCAUCUCUGGAGCUGAUCACACACACUCUGAGCGCACAUACACACGUACGCUUCCAGGUGUACCGACCACACUGCCAGAGUGGAUUUCAUUUGUUGCUGCCAGGAUGCGGUGAUCUCUGUGGCCCCAUUGCUAUGUGUCGGUCCCUCGACAGCUGGCCAAAUGACACCUAUUCCACCACUACUUCCUCUCCUCCUUCCCAAACUCCACCAUGCCCCGUGUGGCACCAGUGGUGUCCAUUUGUGGGUUCUUGCCUGCCCCUGAAUCGCCCGUGCCAACCAGGGUCAUGCCCAAAUUGCUCUGGGGUGGAGCCCCUGCCUCCUGGCACCGUACGGCCGCAUUACAGCCUAGUGGGAGAGGUCACGUUUAUCCUGCCGCCUGAGUUCUCCUCACACAUAUUGGUCCAGGAGGAAAUUGAAGACCUCUUAGUUGUCCCAGGUGAUUUUAUUGCCCUUCAACAUGAUGCUGGUUCCUCGAGGCUACUCGAGUGCUCUCCGGAUCCCUCGUCACCAUGGAGACAGAGCAUUCUGGUCCAGAAUAGAUCUGAUUGGCUGGACUCUAACGAAACUCUGGAGUUGAUUGGAGAUGGAAAGUGGGUGGAUGAGCUUGUAUGUGCGAUUAGGGUGCUAUACGUUGGGCAGAGCGAUACCAAACUGCGAGGUCCCUUUCUCAAAGCUGGCCUACCCCAGACAGGUGACUACAGCCUAGAAGUGACAUCUGAUGACCCUGAUUUCCAUGUUGCCGCCUCUUGUGCAAUCCAUGUCAUUCCCUCACUGAACGUCACCUUGGUCUAUCCAACCAACCAUAACGGCACGAUCUACUUCCUUCCUAACCAUACUUGGGUUCUGGUCAAGGUUCGUUCUGAGCACAGUGUUGUGAUUGGGUGGCAAGGAAACAACAAAACAGUCCCAUUCCAAAGUUUUUGCCCAAAGGAACUAGAGUCCACAGUGAUCGAAUGCAAGACUGUCAUGUCAAACAAUGAUACCCUCUAUGCCUGGCUGGACCUUGAACUAGGCUCCACACCAGGGCAUACUAAGGUGGUCCUACAUGCCCAAAGUGAAGUAACUGAGGCAGAUCUGGAGAUUGAGGCGAGAGUGGAGGAGCCACUGCGAGGUCUACAUAUUUAUCCCCAUCCUGCCCACAGGGUCCUAAUGGAGACUGUAGUAAGUUACGCAGCAUCUGUAGAAGGAGGAACCGACCCCUCGUUCAGAUGGACAGUGGAUGAUAAACCAUAUUUCACCUAUUACAACACCGUUCUUAACAUUAUCUACCAGAACGCUGCUGUCUAUAAACUCACGGUAACGGCUACAAACCACGUGAGCAACGUAACAGAGGAUUUCAAUGUGACUGUGGACAAAAUGAACCCCAUGAGCGAGAUCACCGUUCGAGGCGUCUCUGAUAUCGUGACUCAGGGUGAACAGCUGUCUCUGUGUGCCUCAGUAGAGGUCGACAUUUCAGUGGACGCCACUUUCCAAUGGGUGUUCAGAGAUGGAGAUGAAAUGGAGCAUAACUUCACACCACCCUACGUUGCCCACCGUCAGAGCCCUGACCCGUCAGCGCACCGGAUUGUCCUGCAGCAUGAAGUCAAAUACACAUACCAACAACCAGGAGAGUAUAACUUAAGGGUGUCUGUCUUCAACCGCUAUGAGAACAAAACCCACAAGCUCGAUGUGUAUGUCUUCAGCAUUUUAACAUCAGUGGAGAUCAAAACUGAACCAGAGCUUCUGCAAGCUGAAAAGCCUGCUGCGUUUGAGGCUCAUCCUUUGCCAUCCCCCUAUGGAAUCAUCUACACUUGGGAUUUCGGUGACAACUCCAGUCUUCAGCAGGGACGUGAACGCAGGGUCUAUCACGCCUACACGCAAAGUGGCACCUAUACCGUCUGUGUGAAUGUUAACAACACUGUUAGUUGUAAAGACAGCUGCAAAGUAAUCAUGGUGUAUGAAGAUGUUGAUGGUUUGGAGGUUAGGGCAUCCACUCCUACAGAGUUCAACACCCCUACAGUCAUCGUGGCUACUCUGGAAGCAGGCAACAAUGUCAGCUGGACUUUUUCCAUGGGGGACGGAAAUGUCCUUAUGCGUACAGAACCACUAGUGGAGCACACUUACAUCAAAGACGGAAACUACACGGUCAAUGUAACAGCUACUAAUGCGGUCAGCUCAAAAUGGGAAUCCGUACAUGUUCAGGUGUUCGUGCUGCAGGUGCUAUGGAUGGAGCCUGUUGGGUGUGUGCAGGAAAAAACGGAUAUUCACUUCCAUGCUCUUGUAUCAGGAAAUGCAUCCGCUCAUCAGUAUAUGUGGAGUUUUGGCGAUGGGACUGCUAAUGAAACUCGAUACGGAACCCCGACUAUAACACAUUCAUACCAAGGUAGUGGGAAUUACCAUCUUUCUCUCCUCAUGUCAAGCAGUGUGAACAAAGCAAAUUUUUUUAACUGGAUCUGCGUCCAGCCUGAAGUCUCCAAUGUGACUCUUGAACCCUCCAGCAGAUUUAUCAGACUUGGAGAGGAAAGUCUUUUUACCGUAACCACUUUUCCAGAAUUUGACUACACUUACUUGUGGGAUUUUGGGAUCAGUGACUCAAAUAGUCCUAUUCCAGGUCAUGACAGGAUGGCUUUUACUUACAAAAGUCCAGGCCUGUAUUUAAUAACGGUAACAGUCCAAAACAACAUUUCUCACAGCAUUAGCACAGUCCAAAUUAAAGUACAGCAACCUGUGGGCUAUCUGUUGAUAACACAUAAUGGAACAAAGGGUAACAACCUGGCCUUGGGGCAGGAUUACACGUUCAUAUCCUACUCUGUCUCAGAUAACGUUGACUACAGUUGGGACUUUGGGGAUGGAGAAGUCCUUGCAGGGCACAAUGUGACACAUGCAUACAAUUCCUCUGGGAUCUUUGACAUCUGCGUUCUUGGUAAGAAUGACGUGAGUGAAAAUAAAAGCCAAAUUUCUGUUACAGUUUUAGCCCCGAUUAAGGGACUUUCAGUCAAUGCCAGCCUUGUCAAUGUUCCUUUGAACGCAACCGUCCACUUUGAGACGCACCUUGAUCAAGGAGAUGAUGUGCGUUACUCGUGGAUCCUUUGUGACCGCUGUACCUCCAUUCCAGGCACACACCCUAUGUUCUAUACAUUUCGCUCGGUUGGGAUGUUUAACGUAAUUGUAACUGCUGAAAAUGACAUCAGUACUGCUCAGGCUAGCAUUUAUAUAUUUGUACAACGGGAGCUGGAAGGCUUACAGAUAGUGUCUGAUGAGCUUGGGGAAAGUUGCUGGUUUGCCACUAAUCGCAUCCUGCACUUGCAGGCUGUGCUAAAAGAUGGCACUAACAUGUCUUUCAGCUGGAACCUUUUGAGAGAAUCUGAAAAUACAGUUGCCCUCAAUCUCACCGGCAAGAACAUAGAACUCAGUUAUUCCACACCUGGACUCUGUGAAGUCGUCUUAAAGGCCACCAACUUGCUUGGUCAGCUAGCUGUUAACCGCACUAUUGAGUUUCUUGAUCCUGUUGGAAUGCUUGUUUUGGAGGCUUCCCCAAACCCUACAGCCAUCAACACUAUAACCAACAUGACAGUGACUGCGAAUACAGGGAGUGAUCUGCAGUAUAAAUGGCGGAUAGAUGGUGAACCUUUGCAAUUUUGUGAGUCUACCAUCUCGUAUGUAUUUGACACUCCAGGGCUGAAGACAGUAGGUGUGGAGGUUUCAAACCGGGUUAGCAAAGAAAUGGCUUCAGUACUGAUCAACAUCCAAGAACCUGUUUCUGGAGUUUCCUUCACCACAACCAAUGUCACAGAGCAGAACUUUAUAGCCUCUGGAGUCAACGUAUCUCUCACUGGCCACGUCCAAACUGGAUCUAAUAUUUUGUGGACGUGGCUUUUGCCAAAUCAUGCGAAAUCAACUCAACAGGCCACUUCCUACAUAUUUUCUUCCCCGGGAACCUUCACGGUCACUUUGAAUGUCUCAAAUGACAUCAGUAGUGAGAUCUUAGCUCGUGACUUUACUGUGCAGGACAGAAUUCAGGGGCUUGAGUUCAAGGCCAGCAAGAAGAAUGCUGCAGUUGGUGAGAAUGUAGAGUUUACCAUCUCUGUUGCAUCUGGCACCUCGGUUAGCUAUACCUUAAGCAUCAGUGGCGAUGCAACCGUCUACCCCAACCUUACCUAUGUACACCAGUUCAGCAGAGUAGACAACUACUAUGUUAACCUGACCGCCUGGAAUCAAAUUAGCUCAGAGAGGAGGAACCUGCAUAUCUGUGUCUUGGAACCCAUUACCAAACUUACCAUCCUGGACUGCUGUGAAGAAGCUAUACCUGUGGGUGUGCCCAAGACCUUUGAGGCUCACAUACAGACCGGCAACCCUGUGACGUACCUGUGGACCUUUGAUCUUCAUCAUGGACCCAAAACAACCAAGUUGGAUCCAAAAGCUACAUAUGUACCUGAGGAGCCAGGUGUCCUGACCAUCAGCGUGAGUGCCUUUAAUGCACUUAACAUUCAGAAUGAAACCAAGAACAUUCUCGUACAGAAUAUCCUUAAAUCAGCUAACUUAGAAGCUAAACCCCAGGACACCUUUAUUAACAAGACAGUAAUAUUUCAAGCAAGUCCUAUCCCACAGCGCUCGCAAAUACCAAUGGGACUCAGCUCUCUUAGAUACCAAUGGGACUUUGGAGAUGGAAGUCCUGACUUGCUUUCCAAUACGUCUGUUGUCAGUCAUGUAUAUUCUUUGCCUGAAACCUACACUGCAAAAGUCAACAUCAGCAACCUGGUUAGCUGGACGACUGCUUUCUUUGAGGUGAACAUACGUGUGUUAGAAUGCAUCGAACCAGAAGUCCAGGUGGUUCAAGCUCCGAAGUUAACCAUCUGGCGUUCCAAACCAGCGUUAGUUGAAGCAAAAGUGGAUCUCAAAGGCUGUGUUCACUAUGGUGCAGAGUAUCUCUGGAAGAUCUUCUCAGUUUCUAACUGCCAGGAAUUCGAAAACCACUUGACUCCGCCACAAGUCCAUCUUCCCGCAGAAGUUGAUGUCCGGAAGCUGCAACUGUCAAUACCCAAGAUGAAACUUCAUGCCAAAAAUUACACUUUGAUAUUUUCCUUGUCAUACAAAGGAAUUCCCUUGGAAAAAUCUGCCUGUCUUCAGCUGUCAGUGAUGUCUGCCAAAUUGGUACCAAUCAUUGAGGGUGGAACGUAUCGUGUGUGGUCAAAAACACAAGACCUGCAACUGAAUGCAAAUCAAUCCUAUGAUCCCAACGAAGACUUAGAAAGUCAGACCCUGCUUAGUUAUCACUGGGAAUGCAUCAAUACUUCUAAGGGAGCGUCACACUGCUCCACUCUGAACUUCCGCCUGGGUCCGAAAGACCUGGUCAUCUCUGGAUCCGAGCUGGACGUGGACGUCGAGUACACCUUCCGUCUGACCGUCAGCAAAGACCGCAUGUCUCCAGAAUGGACCACGCAGAAGGUGUUAGUGAAGAGCGGCCGCAUCCCUUUCGUCUCCCUGGAGUGCGUAUCGUGUAAAGCUCAGUCUCGCUAUGAGAUCAGCCAGAACACCUACGUCUACCUGGCGGGGACCUGCAGCAACUGUCAGGGUCCCUACAGAGGGCGCUGGACGGCAGUAAACCAUCACAACGAGUCACUGGUUUUGGACCUGAAUACCACAACAACAGGCCAGGACAGCAUGAACCUGGUGCUCAGGAAGGGGGCGCUGCGGGACGGGGACUCCUACGUCUUCAGUUUGCAUGUCACAGAUGACAACAUGGAGCAGGCGGGCGUGGCAAACAUAGAGCUCCACCCUAAUCUGCCACCAGCUGGGGGGUCGUGUUCGCUGUGGGCGGACGGCAAUGGGAUAGAGGUGCACACGCUGCUGGAUAAAGUACACUUCAGAUGUACAGGCUACACUGAUUCAGAUGAGACAGAGUCUCCGCUGGUCUACAGUCUGAUGGUGUCGCGUUGCUAUAGGAUGUACUGUGAAGAGUUUUGCGUGUAUAAAGGAACGAGUCCGGAACAUUCAACCUACCUUCCUCCUGGAUUGCCCUUGGCAAAGUACAAUGUCACAGUCUCCAUCACGGUGGAGGACCACCAGGGGGCAUCCAUCCUCGCCCUCAACCAGUCCAUGAAGGUGAAGUUGCCGCAGGUUCCUGUUGGAUUCAGCAGUCUGGCUCACUGGCUGAGCAUGAUGACGGCCACCACACUGAACAAGCAUCUGAAGCAGGGCGACUCUCAGCGAGUCCGCGAGCUCUCCCUUGCCAUCAUCACCGUGUUAAAUGGGUAUGAACAAGGCAUGGUGCAAUGGAGCAGUGUGUCGAAGCAGGAGAGGCAGUAUAGAGUGAAUGUGAGAGGAAACAUCACUCGGGCUCUGACAUCACUCGACCUCAACACCGUCAGUGACAUCCAACAGACGUCGGCUGCUCUUGCACAGUGCACGGCUGUCAGCCGGGAAUUUGUGUGUGAGGAGUGUCAGAACAGCACACUGAAUAAACUUGAGUCCAUGCUGGAGAUUCUACAGACGGACACCAAGCAGGGCACCGUGACCCCCACGGAGAUCGCAGACAACAUCCUGAACAUUAUGGGGGAUCUGAUCCACCAGGUGAGUGUGGCGGCGGCGUCAUUGCUGGAAGACCCAGAGGAUCGCGGUACAAUCUCCCUGCAGUCACUGAUGGAUCAGCCCCACCCCCUGCGCGUAGCCGCCAAAGCCUACACCCUGUCCUCGGAGCUCAUGCGUAUCAUGAUGCUGUCCCGAGUGCUAAACGAGGAGCCGUUGAUCCUGAAUGGAACUGAGAUAGCGGCCGCAGGGAAACGCGUCGACCCCCACAGCCUGCUGUGCUACGGCUCAAGCAACGCCCCUGAGUGCUCCCGUUUCUCAAUCCCCUGGGCGUUCAACUCCAGUCUGAGCAUCCAGGAGAUCGUGCAGUUGAUCUUUCAGUUGGAGCCCAACCCGUACCCGUAUAACUUCGUUCCCAAUUACACCGUAUCCACUGAGGUGGCGUCUAUGGACUUCCGCACCGUCAACGGCUCGCAGAUCCCCAUAGCGGACUUAGAUGAGAGCCAGGCCAUCCGGGUCGUGCUGAACAAUGGCACCACGAUGGGACUGAACGAGAACAGCACAGUGGUGAAGCUGGACCCGGCAGGCGCGGUGAAUGUGAGCAGGUGCGGAUCGGUGAUCAUCAAAGUGAGCACAGGGAACAACAACCCUCGAGCUGGAGUCUACGUCCAAUUCAAUUUUACCGUACCGGAAGGUUCUCCAGAUUCACAAGAGUCAGAUCCAUGGAUCAUGGCUUACCUGCAUGCCUCCGACAAGCCUAACGAGGACACCAGCACAGACAGGAAACGCAUCACACUCAGCAUGGUGCAGAAGGAGGGCCUCGAACAUCAGCGCUACACCUUCUUCCUGUCUCCGCUUUCGUAUGACACCACGCAGGAUCACUAUAUCAACGUGACGACAGGCUGCAGUCCUGAUUGGCCAGUUCAGAUCCGUGUGGAGGUGGCCGUGUUCGUAAUGCUCUGUCAGUACUUCAGCGAGUCGGGGAACAUGUGGCAGACAGAUGGGAUGGUCCCGCUGCCGGAGACCAGCGCGGGGCAAGCUGUGUGCAGCACACGUCACCUAACUGUUUUUGGCGCUAGCCUGUUAGUCCCACCGCAGUCCGUCACCUUCACCGUGCACGACCCAGUGAUCAGCCGCAGUCUGGUGGUGCUGCUGGUGUGUGUCAUGUGUUUGCUGUGCUACGCUGUAGCCGCCGCCGUGCUCAGGAAACUGGACCAGCUGGAUUUGAGGCAGGCCUCAGUGGUGCCGCUGUGUGGGAAAGACGGACUCUACAAGUACGAGAUCCAAGUCAAGACCGGCUGGUCGCGAGGAGCAGGCACCACUGCCCACGUGGGCAUCAGUCUCCAUGGCAACGAAAGCCGCAGUGGACAUCGUCACCUGGACCAAGUUGGAGCGUUUACAAGAAACAGUCUGGACAUUUUCCAUAUCGCGACCGACUCCAACCUCGGAAAUCUGUGCAAAAUCCGAGUGUGGCACGACAACAAAGGUCUUUCUCCGGCCUGGUUGCUCCAGUACGUGCUGGUGAAGGACUUGCAGACAGGAAACUCGUAUUUCUUCCUGGUGGAGGAGUGGCUGUCUGUGGACAACGAGAAGACAGACGGAAGGGUGGAGAUCGAAGUCGAGCCAUCAGAGGAGGUGGUGCUUCGACGCUGGCCCCGCCUCCUGACCUGGGAGCUCCAGAGGGCGGUGUGUGAUAGUCAUGUGUGGCUGUCCUUAUGGGAACGACCCCUGCGCAGUCCCUUCACUCGCUUGCAGAGGGCGACAUGCUGCUCUGUGCUGCUCCACCUUGUUAUGCUCGCCAACACUGUCUGGUACGCUACGGUCACCUACGGCAAGAGCUUGGUUCCUGUAUCGGAGCAGGUGUCUCUGAAUGCAGAGGUGGUGGUAGUGGGUGUGGUCAGCUGUCUGGUGGUGUAUCCUAUUUACCUGCUCAUCUUCUGUCUCUUCAGACUCAGCCGCAGCAAGGUCUUAGUGGAGCAGCUCCCUCCUCAGGUCGACCAGGAGUCUCUGGAAAUUGAUGACUUUCUCGAUAACUCUCUCACCGGAAGCUCCUUCCUCAUUUUCAAUGGAAUCACAGAGACGUACUCUGAGGAGAGCAACAUCGACCUCCCUACUCCUUCCUCGAAAAGGUGGAGCGUACCCGAUGCCGACUGGCCGGAUGUGACAACCGAGUCGUCGAUCGAGAUGGGGGCGGGACUUCCUCCUCGUCUGAAGCGAGGUCAGGGCAGCCGGCACCUCGGGGUGGACAUGCCCAUUAACCCAGAGGAGGACGAGACGGUGGUGGGACACGACUACAGGAACAAAUACUUCACCUCUUCAGAUGAGGAUCUCCUGAAGAGGAUCCUGGCUGACGGGCAGCUGCUCUCUCAGACCGACAGCGAGACAGGCGACCUCUCCAGUAUAUUUGGGGAUAAGACAGAGGUGAUUUUGCUACAGAAGAUGAGCGAACCUGUUCCUGCAGCCUUUCGCCGAGAGCCACCUAAAACAGCGUUUACGUCACGUACAGUGAUGGACGUGUGUAAACCCAGGCCGUUUCCUCCACUCUGUGGAUUGGUCGCUCUGUGGGGAAGUUGGUCGGGGCUAAUCCUGUCCAGCAGCCUGUCGAUAUGGCUAGGGCGGAGCUUCAGUCAAGGCGUGGCUGUUAUGUGGCUCAUUUCGUGUAUCAGCAGCAUUCUGAUGUCGUUCUGCGUCCUGGAACCUCUAAAGGUGUUGGUAGAGGGGGUGUAUUUCGGGCUGCUUGUGGCCCGGCUCAGGCCGGAGGAGGGCGACGUGUUGGUGAACUGCCCGCGGGUGGAGCGAGUCAUCCAACGUGUGCCCAGAGUCCGGCCCCCUCAAGGGUUUGCCCUGUCACAGGCCCGAGAGGAGGCGCGCAAAGUCCGCCUGCUGCACCGCACACUCAAGGGUUUCCUCCUCUACAUGUCCUUCUUGCUGGUCGUUCUGCUGCUGAACUACGCCGACUCGACCAAAGACACUCACCAACGGAGACUGCACACUCAGCUGAAGAACCACUUACAAACACAGCACUUCAACAACAUCAGCAGACGAGAGGACGUUUGGGUGUGGCUGUCGGAUUUCCUGUUGCCACGGUUGCUAGAUGGCUCCGCCCUUAUGGAGGGGACGGGAAGUGUGUUGCUGGGGAAGCCCCGCCUUCGACAGCAGAGAUCCCAACCAGAUUGUCCUACAAGUGGCUACUUUCCAGCAGCUUCCUGGUUUGGGUGUGGCCCAGUGGGGUGGGCGGAGUCAGGUUCAGAGCUGUCAAUGAACUGGAGCCAAAGUGUGUCUCAGAGCAACAGAGCAUGGCACUGGGGUCAGGUGUCUGUGUACAAUAGUGGUGGGUUUGUACAGGAACUCAGCAGGAAGAUGGAAGAAUCUAGAGUUCUCAUAGAACAACUACACGAACACCAGUGGCUGGAUCCACUGACGAGGGCUCUGUUCGUGGAGUUCUCUCUCUAUAACACAAACACAGACCUGCUGGCCAUCUUCUCCUUCCUGUUGGAGUUCCCCGUCUCUGAGCGCACUGAGUCUAGCAUUGACAUAAAGACCUGCAGCUUGCAGACUCUCCAGCAUGGCCUGGACCUCCCGCUGUUCCUCACGGUCAUCCUGAUGAUCUUGAUUAUUUACUUCUCUGUGCGAGAGGGUGUGUCUAUCCUCAGGCAAGGGUGGGGCUACUUCCUGCGAGUGUGGAAUCUGGUGGGUGUAGUCACUCUUCUACUGGCGGUCUGUGUCUCCGCCCUCCACUUCAGUCGCUCUGCCCUUGCCUCUCACCUUUGGGCAUCGCUACUUCAUCAGCAGGAAUCAUUCAUUAACUUCUUUCCCCUGGGGCAACAAAGCCAGGUUCUGAUUCAGCUCAAUGCCAUGCUGCUCUUCCUCUUGGUGCUGAAGGCGGCUCAUCAGCUCCGGUUUCUGAGGGAGUGGGCUGUAUUUGGCAGGACUUUAAGGAGAUCAAUGAGGGAAAUUGUUAGUGUCGCACUUACAUUGCUCUUGCUGCUGCUGGCUUAUUCACAUACGGGAUACCUUCUUUUUCAUACCAUUGUACAGGGGUAUGGGACGGUUGGGUCUGCAUGCCUGUCAUUGCUGGGCUCAGGAGGACGUGGUCUGUGGUCAUGGCGAGCAAACCAAGGCUCCUAUCCCUGCUCCACUUCCUGUUACGUGUUUCAUGUCAGCUUUGCGACACUGCGUCUUGUGCUACUGUGGAUGGUGACUUCUGUGUUGCUAAGGAACUAUCGUAGGGUCCGGGCAGAGCUCUACCGGCCGGCGGUAGACCUCCAGGACUACGAGAUGGUGGAACUCUUCCUACGACGCCUUAAAAUGUGGAUGGGCCUAAGCCGCACUAAGGAGUUCCGUCAUAAAGUGCGUUUUGAAGGUAUGGAACUCCCACCAUCCCGGUCUUCAUCUACCAGUGACUGUAAAUCCCUUUGUCUUCCACCUCUGGAUGCCCCUGAAGCCCCGCCGACUCCUGACAGUGUUGACUGUGGCUCAGAGGCUUCCUGGCAUCCUACGUCCAGUAGCCCAUGCAGUCUUGCUGACACUCCGAGUCUUGGUUUAGGCCUGACAUUAAGUAUGGGGGUGGUAGCUGGAGGUCAAGCCUGGAGAGAACGAGCAGAAACUGAGGCCACUCUUCGAAGGGUCUUGCCAGCUUUUGACACACUGCUGCUGCACCUAGACAGGGUCAACCAGGCCACAGAUGAACUGUAUCGCACUGAGUGCCGUCUGGAAAAAGUCCAAAGGAAAAGUCAGAAAAGGAGCCGUGGAGUACGUCACAAUGGUGAUCCAGACUCUGCAGGACAGAGGAGAUAUAAUGGGUCACGCAGACGCUCCCACUCAGUAGAGAAGUGUCUCCACAAAGUUGAGAAAGAUGGAAACUUGGACAAAUCUCGCCAUAAGAGUGAGAAACGUUUUCACAAAACUGACAGAGGAUCCCACAAAAAAGAUUGCAGUGCACAUGAGACAAGUCCUAAAGAGGACUUGCUACCAAAGGAAUCAAGUCUUCAGAGGACGGAUAUGAGUCCACAAGUAACUCCUGAUAAGGUUGAAGCACAUGUCAGUAAGACUGAAACAAAUAUUCCCAAGGUGGAUUCAAGUCCAAUUAGGGUAGAAGAAAGUGUGGUUAAGAUAGAAGCAUGUGUCGUUGUGAUGGAUACAAAUGCAGGUUCGGCGGAGACAAGGUCCAACAGGACUUCCAAAGGUUCUCGUAAGGGCGCGUCAAGCCGUAAGAAGGUUACUCCAAUUAUUCCAAGAGAUGCUGAGACUGUUGGCUGUGCCAAUAAACCAGUUCUUUCUGAAACACAGGCGGCCACUCCAAUCACUGCCCCAUCUACUGCCCCUUCUUCUGCCCCAAGUUCUGCUAUCGCAACCCCUGUCCCAAUCCCUCGAGCUCUUGAAUGGAAGCCACCUAGUUAUACCGAUGAUCUCCCAUCCAGCCUUUUCCAACAUCCAGCACACACCACCACCAUGCCCACACGCAAACGUAAGCACAAACCCCCACCUUUAAAAAACAAGAUCCAUCCCAACACGGACAGGCCUAUCUCAGGACACGCCAAACCUUAAGAACCAGAGUUUUCCACUUGCUGGACUUUUGGAAUUAGACUGAAGUCAGGUAAAAAGACAAGAAAUGCUGACUAUUGACUAUAAAUUUUGUCUUCACAGUUAUUUGUUAUGGUAAGAGAGGGUCUUGGUGACAGCAGGUUUUGUUGCCAGUCCUUAAAGAAAAGUUAAAACAAAGAGCAGCUUAAAUGUGGCAAGAAGAAACGUAGCACAGCUUUUACCCCAGAGCGGUACAGUUUGGCCAAAGUUAAAAAUGGUACAGACUUGGUGUGCGUUAGCAUUAGCAAUAAGGUGCUGGUCGCCCCAUAGAUUUUGCCUCACAAGUCCCCACCCUUUCUUUACCUUGAAUGACCUCAACCAGCCCAUGGCCCCGGCGGUCACAGAGGGUUGACUCGACAAGAGCACACCUUGUGCUGUCUUAGCAAGAAGUUCAUAGGAAGUGAUGUCAUGUAAGUCUGUCACAAAAUGGCAGCGACGUAGUGAGUUUUUGCAUUACAUUUGUUCCCGUGUAUUAUAUAAUGUUUUUGUAUACGUAAAGUUUGAGUAAUAAUUUUUGAUGCAUCAAAGAAGGAAGCUACACACACACACAUACACACACGCACACAAACACACUAACAUAUCAGCAUUAAGCACAUAGAGCUACAGUAUGCUUACAGGUACUUACACAUAAUGCAUGUCGUUUAUUCUGCACAUGUACGUCAAACACAGGCUAACCACAUUACACCGAGGAAUUUCACAACUCACAUUUCUGUACAGGUUGUGAGGAUGCUAGCAUGCUAGCAUAGAAGCAAGGCUUGUUAUUCGAAGUAAGCAGCUGUUAUAAUUGAGAUUUAAAAGGAACAAGCGAUUGGGAGAAAUGCAAAUGAAAAGAGUGAGAGUUGAGAGAGAAUUUUAAAGAACGUUAAGGAGUAGGACGGAACAGAAAAACAGACAAUGGACAGUUUUGUAGUACUUGGUAAAGAUCCGAAAAAAGGAAAGUAGAAAGAAUACAAAGCAAUGCAGGAGAAUGAAACAGGUUAAAAAAAAGGUUCAGGUUUUUUUAGUUGUUGCUAUUUUUACUUUGUAACUAGCGAAAAAACAAAGAACAAGAAGACAUGUUAAUGGGUUAUUAAUUGUAAAGUUUGUUACUUUUUUGCUUUUUUUGUCAUUUUAUUGUCGCUUUUGAAACAAUGUCUUUUAAUAUUAUUUAAAAAGCACUUUGUAUCGGCGUAUGUACAUGAUCGCUUCGGAAAGUGAAUGUGAGUGGAUUUUUGUUUUUUUGUCUUUUUAAAGUUAAUAAGCUUGGUACAAAAUCGAAUAAGAGAGAGCUUCGAGAACAUUACUCUUCGUAUCGAUUCGCUUGCUACUCAUUUAAGCAUCCAGAGAUUUUUUUUGAUUAAAACAAAAGUACUUUUAUACCUAGCACUUUAUUUUCAACGCAAGGUAUUUCAUGCUACGGCGUAUUUAAUGAUUAAUUUGUAGAACUUUUAAACUUUUUUUUUUUUUUUUAAACCAUCCACAAGUUUGUUUUUUUAAUGUCAGGAUCUGCUUGUUUUGAACUAUGUUUUCUAAAACGCUCUAACAGUUUUACCCAUAAACGUCUUGUUUACCAUGGUGAUGCUCAGGGACCCUUUAAACAGCACCAAACCAGCAUAAUGCUUUUAUUAUUUUUUUUUGUUUCAUGCGCUUGUUUUUCUCCUUAGUUGGAUGUGUGAUGUGUGUUGUUAAAUGUCUGAAAUCUUAACAAGCAAAACAAGAUCAGACUUACUGUACACAGUGCUAAUUUCAUGCUUUUCACUCCCCUCCAGUCUUCAGGUAGUGUGUGUUUGUACAUAUUGACAUGCCCUGGUGUAAAUACUGAGUAAACAAAAAAAAUCAUUUUCAGUUUAUUUUUCUUCUUCAAGAUAACCUGCACUGAUGUUUUAUUGUUACCCAGUGGAUACAGUAUUGCGAUGAUUUAUUAUACUUUUUUUUUUCUCCCUACUUUGGUUUCAUGGUCCAGGUGCCUCUAAUGAAAUAUACUGUAUAUAUAAUUUUGACACUAAUGAAGUUUAGUCGCUUUGGCUUCUUAGGUCGUGUUUAUGAAAUCAUCCGGUGCUUUAUACUUUAAUAUUUAAAAUAAAAAUGAUUUCCAUUUACAUAUUUGAAGUGCCAAAGUCAGUUUGCAUGUUUUUUGUGGGUUUUUUUUCUGUAUUUGUUAAAUGUUAAAAGAAAUUUUGCUCAUGGCAGGACUCGUGGCUGUUUUUUUUUUGUUUUUUUUUUUAAUGUUAUGCAGUGUAUUCUGUCUGUAGCACUUCGGCUAAAAUGCUUUUGCACUUGACAAAGUCAAAUAAAGAGUUUGACAGCUUGA
Messenger RNA from Clarias gariepinus (North African catfish), 16372 nucleotides. It is a transcript of the gene pkd1a, whose product is annotated as polycystic kidney disease 1a. NCBI's taxonomy places the organism in Eukaryota, Metazoa, Chordata, Actinopteri, Siluriformes, Clariidae. The record is from RefSeq and is a predicted model, not a curated record. Gene Ontology annotation, biological process: kidney development. Gene Ontology annotation, cellular component: membrane. The transcript is spliced from 47 exons. Bases 193 to 14046 code for a protein of 4617 amino acids. Gene Ontology annotation, molecular function: protein binding.